Messenger RNA from Prorocentrum cordatum, 1281 nucleotides. The record is from the annotation of a GenBank genome assembly. Lineage: Eukaryota; Dinophyceae; Prorocentrales; Prorocentraceae.
AUGGACCCCGAGCAGAGGGGCUUCGUGAACGAGAUCGGCGCCCUCCACGAGCUGCUGCGCGCGAGAGACGAGGCCUCCACAGGAGGAGAGUCGUCCUUCGUGCGCAGGGCGCUCGGCGGUGUGCAGCACUGGUCGCUGCGGGACUGGCUGCAGCUCUUGUGGUUCUUCUCGCUAAAGGGCAAGCUGGUGCAUGACAUCUGGACCGACAUAGACACCGACGGGAACGGCUACAUCUCAUUUCCGGAGUUUGUGGAGUGGGCGACAGGCCCUCGCGGCCAAGCGUUCGGCUUCCCCCUGCGCGUAGGCGUUGUCGGCCAAAAGGGCAGGAGCGGUGAGUACGACAUACCGUGCACUGUGAAGGGAUGCCGAUGUAGUCAUUUUGUCUUCCAGGGGGACAGCGAGUUUUGCACUUGUAAGCAUCAUUUCGGGUACCACUCCGCCUCCCCGAAGGACCAGAUACUGGCGGUGAUCCCGAAGACGUGGGAGGCCUACAACUCGGCGCGUUCGGUGGAGGAGCAUCAGCUGUUGCUGGCCGUGGGUCAGCAAGGCCAGUCUCACCGCGUGGAGUGCGGGGAGGAUGUCGUCCAGAGGAUCCAAUGCCUCAUGGACGACUCCUCGCGCCAGAAGUGGACGCGCGACCGCGGCUGGACGGGCGAGGGUCGCAGGAAGGAGGUGCCGCAGGGCUACGAGGUUGUGCGAGUGGACCGCAACGAAAAUGUCCGCGCCUGGUUGAAGUACAUCUUGAAGAAGGCUCUGAUGGUUGAAGCCCACGACGACGUCGAGCCAUUCGAGCCGCGCGUGAUGAGGACCUCCAGACUUGCAGGGACGCUUGGUGGUUCGGACCCCCCAGAUGAGGCAGUAAACGAGUGGUACCUGUGGCACGGCGCCUCGGCCAAGGGCGCCCUGAGCAUCGCGGACAGCGAGUUCAAGCAGUCGCUGGCGGGCACCGUGACCAGCAAGCUGCCGCUGUACGGCAGGGGGACUUACAUGAGCGACAGCUGCACCAAGGCGGACGAGUACGCGCAGGCGGAGGACGGCGGCGUCUACUGCCUGAUGCUCUGCCGAGUGAUGGGGGGCCAGGUCAGGUACACUGACGAGGUCGAGCCUGACGCGGCUGCCCUGGAGCGCGACGUGCUCGAGGGGCCGUACGACUGCGUGCUCGGGGACCGCGAGAAGUGCAGGGGCACCUUCAAGGAGAUAGUCAUCUACGAGUCUUCCCAGGCCUAUCCCGAGUAUCUGGUCUAUUACAAGCGCAGGUACGACCAGCUCAGCACAGCCUGA